GGAACUUUAGAUGCUUGAAGUUGAUUUAUGAUCUAAAAGCCUUUUUCUGUUUUCUUUUAUAUCCGCGAAGUUCGGGCAUCCGGUGUUGGUGGUGAAGAUCUUGCUUGGAUGUGACGAUGGAACUUCUCGGCGAGUCUUCUCGGCUUGUUCGGCAGCUAGCUUCUCUGGUGAGAGUUGUUUUUGGGUCUCCGACUUUUGUGGUGCUAUCGGAUGCUCAGUGUUUGUACAAUCUGGGCAAGGUUCUGGCCUCGGUGGGGCACUGGAGCUUGUUGGGUCGCAUAUCUACGGCUGUGGUUUCAUUUGUGUUUCAGUCCGAGAAAAAGUUCCAAGAUUUUCUACUAGCGAUGGAUAGUGUUGAAUCUUAUGAGUUUAAUAUCUCCGGCGAUAAUUCUGAUGAAUCUCCGGGGAUGCGUAGUUGGUUCUCUCCGUCCCCGUCUGACUCUUCCUCUUCUCCUUCUUCUUCUGCUUCUUCUUCCAUUGGGAGGAAUAGCGACGACGGUGAGAAAUCGUCGGAGGACGGUGAAGAUGACACCGGAGAGAAUGAAGUUGAGUCUCCGUAUAAAGGUCCUCUUGAAAUGAUGGAGUCUCUCGAACAAGUCUUACCUGUUAGGAAAGGGAUAUCGAAGUAUUACAAUGGAAAGUCAAAGUCUUUUACUAAUUUAGCGGCGGAGGCAGCGUCGGCGUUGACUUCUUCUUCGUCGAUGAAAGAUUUAGCGAAGCCGGAGAAUCCCUACAGUCGGAGGAGGAGGAAUCUUCUCUGCCAUCAGAUUUGGGAGAAUAACAAGACGACACCACGUGGCGGGAUCUCGAAGAAACACGUUAUGAGUUCAAGUAGAAGUGCUUUGACGCUUGCUAUGGCGGUUGCGGCUGGUGUGAUGACCGGAGAAGGAUCUUUAUCAGGAGGAGACUCGUCGCAGGGAUCAAGUCCGACGACAUCUGGAUCUCCGCCGAGGCAGAGACAUCAUCAACAUCAGAUGAAGAAGCUUCCUCCCUUGUAUCCUAGGAGUCAAGGGUCUUUUGGUAAUUUGACGUCGUCUCAGUCGUCGUUGGGUUUUUGUGCCUGGAGAUCGCAUUCUGUGGCGGAUUUUCCGAGGUGUUUUCCGGCGACGGCGAGUGGGAUUGGGUUUAAUGACUCGUAGGAAAUGAUGAUAACAAUUGUUUUGUUAAAUUUUUUAUAGUUUUGAAGUAGUAACAACAUCCGGUGAAUGUGUAUAGAAGAGUUUCAAUACUUAUGAAUGGAUCAACAUCUUUUUUUUU
Messenger RNA from Arabidopsis arenosa, 1257 nucleotides. Lineage: Eukaryota; Viridiplantae; Streptophyta; Magnoliopsida; Brassicales; Brassicaceae. The record is from the annotation of a GenBank genome assembly.